AUGGCGGCGGCGCGGGGCAAUGCGCUUCGCGAUAAGCAGAUCCUCUCGAUCAGAAAGAUCCUCAACUUAAAUGAAGCUCUCGAGCUCAGCGAAGGCGACGAAGUCAAUGCCAAUGGCCUGCCCGUGGCCCCUAUACUGAAGGACGGAACGCCUAUCUGGAAGGUCCUUGUGUUUGACGACCUUGGCCGUGAUGUCAUCAGUCCAGUACUCCAAGUGUCGGACCUGCGGUCACUGGGUGUGACGAUGCAUAUGCACAUUUCAGCCAACAGAGCCAAAAUUCCCGAUGUACCAGCGAUAUAUCUCGUCGAGCCCACACCCGCAAACCUCGAGGCGAUCACGAGGGACCUCAAGAAUGGGCUCUACAGCUCUGUCUAUGUCAACUUCCUCUCCUCGAUCCCACGGCCGCUGUUGGAAGACUUCGCUGCGCAAACAGCUGUCACGGAAACAUCAGAACAGAUCGCACAGAUCUACGACCAGUAUCUCAACUUUAUCGUCACAGAACCAGAUCUCUUCAGUCUAGGGAUGCAAAAGCAACACACAUACUGGGCCCUGAACAGUGCCAAGACAAACGACGAAGAGCUGGAUCGUGUAGUAGAUCGCAUUGUCAGUGGGUUGUUUAGUGUUGUGGUGACGUUAGGUGUAAUCCCAGUUAUUCGUUGUCCAAAAGGUGCUGCAGCUGAGGUGAUAGCUCAAAGACUUGACCGCAAGCUCCGGGACCACGUUUUGAACUCCAAAGACAACCUGUUUUCUUCUCAAUCACGAACACCAGGCGUGGCGGCGGGAACACCCACGUCAAGACCUGUACUAAUCAUCCUUGAUCGCAACGUGGACUUGAUCCCCAUGCUUUCUCACUCCUGGACCUACCAGAGCUUGUGUUUCGACGUCUUCAGGUCUGAGCUGAAUCGCAUUACGAUCGAGACCCCCGUGGACUCCAACAACCCCGCCAAAGGCACAACCAAGAAAAGCUACGAUUUGGCCGCCAAUGACUUUUUCUGGGCCAAGAAUGCCUGCCUCCCAUUCCCUCAGGUGGCCGAAGACAUUGAUGCCGAGCUCACCAAGUACAAGGAAGAGGCAGAAGCCAUCACCAAGAAGACUGGUGUCACGGACUUUGAAGAUCUGCAAAAUGAUACCAGUGCCAGCGCGCAACAUCUCAAAGCAGCCAUCACGCUGCUUCCCGAGCUUCGAGAACGCAAGGCCACGUUGGAUAUGCACAUGAACAUUCUUGCCGCUAUUUUGCAGGAAAUUCAAAACCGCAAGCUGGACAACUAUUUCCAGCUAGAAGAGGAGGUGGCCAAGCAGACCAAGGCCCAGAUCUUGGAAAUGAUCAGAACAGACGACAAGGGUCAACCAACAGACAAGCUCCGUCUGUUUAUUAUCUGGUUCCUCAGCACGGAGCAGGACGUGUCCAGGCCGGAAUGGCAACAGUUCGAAGAGGCCUUGGUCGGUGCUGGUUGUGACAAGACAUGCCUGGCUUACAUCAGACAAGUCCGAGCAACCACCAAAAUGACACAGCUCACUACCAUCAGCAACCAGCAAUCAACUGGUCAGCAAUCUGGCUCUUCGGACCUUUUCAACCGCUUCUCGGCGAUCUCCACCCGUCUUACUGACAGACUCAAGGAGACUGGCGUGCCGACUAACGCCCUUUCAUCCAAUGUUGCCUCUCUCCUCGGCGGCAUCAAGAACUUCUUGCCCGUGGACCGUGAUCUUACAGUAACCAAGAUUACCGAAUCCAUCAUGGACCCUUCGGCGGCCAGCUCAUCGGCCAUUGCCAAGACGGAGCACUACCUCUACUUUGAUCCCCGGAGCGCAAACGCAAGAGGGACGAUGCCACAACCGGUCCGGGCGGCAACUCAAGGCGGGGCACCCGGUGGGCUACCCGGCGGUCCUGGAGGCGCUCCUGGAAUGGGGGCAAGCUUUGGACAGCGGAGACAGGGGUUCUCGGAGGCGCUGGUGUUCAUGGUGGGCGGCGGGUCCAUGGAUGAGUAUGGCAACUUGCAGGAGUGGGCUGCGAGAGGAGCCACGAGCGGUGAUAAGGUCAAGAAGAGAGUUUUGUACGGUGCAAGUGAACUGAUUAAUGCCGGGCAGUUUAUCACCGAGGAGCUGAAUAGGCUUGGGAAGGAGAUUUCUUAG
This is a messenger RNA of Podospora anserina S mat+, 2130 nucleotides long. RefSeq lists its product as uncharacterized. Gene Ontology annotation, molecular function: syntaxin binding. The record is from RefSeq and is a predicted model, not a curated record. The coding region runs from base 1 to 2130 and encodes 709 amino acids. NCBI's taxonomy places the organism in Eukaryota, Fungi, Ascomycota, Sordariomycetes, Sordariales, Podosporaceae. Gene Ontology annotation, biological process: endoplasmic reticulum to Golgi vesicle-mediated transport; intracellular protein transport. The transcript is spliced from 7 exons. Gene Ontology annotation, cellular component: cytosol; Golgi membrane.